Molecule: messenger RNA, 5489 nt
Organism: Oncorhynchus kisutch (coho salmon)
Lineage: Eukaryota; Metazoa; Chordata; Actinopteri; Salmoniformes; Salmonidae
Exons: 3
Coding region: 15-3863 (1282 amino acids)
Source: RefSeq, a predicted model, not a curated record
CUUUUGCCUUACUGAUGGACUCUCUGGCAGCCAAAGACCUGGCGUGUCUACUGGGGGGCUACUGCAAGCUCCUGGUGGACCCCAGAGUGUGUGUGUUCCGUCUGGGACGCCCCAAGGUCCGGGUUCACAGGAUACCUGCUGAGGAAGGUGUGUGUGAAGGGAAGUUCGCCGUUAUAGAGGGAGUGUGCUAUGAAUCGCUGACAAGCUAUGUGUCCCGCUGCUGUAGUGACUCCAAUGACUCUUCAGAUGAGGACUACCCUGCCGAGCCUCCGCCAACGCACACCCGCAAACGCCACGCACCCGCCAGCAAAGACAGGGAGGGGUGGAGGAGAGAAAAGGAGGAGCAGAGAGGAGCAGAGGGAAAGAAAGAAAGAGCUGAAAAAGAAGACAAAGAUAAGCAUGAGGUGAAGAUCAUUGUGACGUCAGAGAAGGACAUGGAAGUUGAGGAGGAGGACGGAAGAGAAGAUGGAGGAAGAGAGAUACAUCUAGGAGGUAACGCCAAUGAAGGAAGAGUGGAACAGGACAUGGUACUGGACACUAACUGGUAUCACACAGACCCACGGGUUAACAGUAGCUUCUCCAGCCUGUCCAGUGGCUCUUUGAGUGCUGCCUUGGAGGAAAGCGGUGUCGCAGCCAGGGGAGAGGACCCAGCCAAGGCCUCCUCUCGUGUGGACGCCCUGCGUGAGGACAGCCCCUCUCGCCAUUCCAAACAGCCGACUCGGGGGAUCGCCACACUGGAUGUCCACCAUCCAUUCCUCCUGGAGGUCACAGCUCCCUCUCCACAGCGCCAGAGAGAGGGCGCCGCCGGCAGCACGGCCUCCGCACCCGUACGCCCCACCAACCUGAGUUACCGUAGCAACGAUAGCUCGUGUCUUUGCUUCGCCGAGCUUUCCCAAGGCAGCUACCUCCCUAGCCCCCCCGAGGCCACCAGCGACGAGGAGGAGACGGAGGAAGUUGAGGAUGACGAUGAUGAGGAGGAACUGAGACGGCUUUCUAAGAUACCCAGUCAGAUAGACCUGCGCCUCAUCGACAAGAUCUGCGCCCGGUCUAACAAAACUGCUUCCAACAACAAGUUAGACAUCCCCAGAAUCAUCCCCAACCUCACCUCCUGUGAAAAGAGGACUGUUUGUAGCUCUGCCCACAAAGGGGAGGAGCGUCUAUCAAUUCACUCUGGAGAUUCCGAGCCUUUCCUAACGCCGUCCCCUAAUCCUCCUCCUCCUAUUGCUAGGGAAAGUGCUUCGGAGUCAGAUGAUGAGUUCUUCGAUGCCCAGGAGCGGUUCACUCCUCCAGUUCCUUCUGAUGGUACAGAAAACAGUUUGGAUGCGACUGACAAUAAGAGGCACAUUAAACGCUGGACUGGCACAGGGAACGGACUGCCAGUGGUACCAGAGAUGGAGCCUCCCUCACCCCUCAAAAAGAAGCACUCCUCCCCUGACCACAAGAAACAGCAGGAGACCCAACGAGACCCAAAGCCCCAUUCAAACCAGGCUUCCACUCAGAGGGUUGAUGCCAAGACCAAGCCUCCACCAUUGGCCCCCAAGCCCCAGCUACCCAUAAAACCUGAACUGGCCCCCAAGCCCCAGAUGGGCCCCCAGAGGUCUCCCCAGCGCGGCAGUCCAUACUCCCAUUGUAACGGAGAUGCUGGUGGGGGCCAUGCGGGCCUGCUGGAGGUAGACACCAUGGAACCAGACACCAUGGAGUUUAAAUCAGUCACCUCGGGAGCGGGGGGGCCUCCGCUCGCCUCCCCCCUCAUCACGGCGGUACGGAAGAGCCAGCAACCCCCUGCCGGUCCACAGGGUGUGGAGAACGGGCCUAAGAUGGAGAACAGUUCUAAGCAAGAGAACGGUUCUAAGAACGGGACUCAUCACGCGCUUCCUAAGGACCGUGUUCUGGUCACUGCUGACAACAGGAGAGCUGAUGUUGAAACUAAAACAAACAGGGUUACCCUGCUGAAGGGAGAGGUCAGAACGGGGGUUGGGGUGGACCUCCCGAAAAAUCUGCCAAGCCUGUCCCCCAUUCCACAUUCUGCUUCAGGAGAUGAGAUCAGGUUGAGCCUGGCCACCCCUCCACCACUCUCUCCCAAACCCUCCCCUCCUUCUCUCCAUCCCCUAUCAGUCCUCCCCAUCCCGGUCUCACCAAAUGAGAAAGGGGGGACGUGUCCGCCGAGCGGCCUCCACCCCUGGGUUAGUUGCAACGGGAGCAAUCAGACCGGGAGGAGGGUCUCUCUGAGUCACGAGAACUUGUCGCCCAAAAAUACAGACGCCCCCCUCAGCCUGACCACCUCCCUCACCACCUCCUCUAAAGGGACAGCGGGAGACCCAGAGAGCACAGGAAGGUCAGGGUCAGACUUGAGGGUCAGUUCUUCCAGCCUGGGGGGCCGUCUGCCUACCUCAGCCCUGAGAGGGAGGAUCCAGGCCCUGCCUUGGUACAUGACCCGCUCGCAGGAGAUCCUGGGCACCCUGGACCACUCUUCCACCAGCUCCGUCAACGGGGAUGUCACGUCCGGCUAUGGCUCCGGUCUGUCAGUCAGCGGAGCCUCUGAGGUCAGCAAGGUCACUGCCCAGGCAACAGUUGGAGAGACUGCAGGGGGAAAAGGGAAGAAGGAAGUGGUGGAGGAUGGAGCCGAGGUUGUCAUAGCAACCAUCAAAGAGUUCCAGGAAGUGACUCCGCGUGCGAAGGAGGCCAACGGGAAUAGCGGGUCGCACCCCAACCUGUCCCUGAGAGAAAACGGCGCACACGUCUCAGAACCCUACGGAUUCCUGGGGUCCUGCAAGUCAGAGCAGCCUCAGUCCAGACCCCACUCAGAGGUGGGGUUAGGGGGCGGUUCAGGCCCGCCCCUAGAGGGGGACUCUCUGGAGCACACCCCUCCCCCAGCCCACCGUGAGGCGUGCGGCUGCCGCACCGUCUACGCCAACUGCUUCAGCGGUGACGUGGAGGACGGCUGUGGCUUCGACGAGGAGCUCACCAUCUACGAGUUCUCCAAACGCACGCGCCCCAAACCAGCCCAUUCUACACCCCUGGCCUCCCCCACCUCCCCCAUCCCCUCCCCCAACAUCCUGUCCCUGCUGAGAGACACCCCUCGCCCCCUCUCCACCCUCUCCACCACCUCCUCAGAGCUCAGCCCACUCCUGUCCCGCCCUGUCUCCCCCACGCCCCCCAUCGGCUCCCUGCGUUCCCUCACCAACAAGCACUAUGGGGGGCUGAAAGGGGGCUUCGUUUCCCUGAGACAGGACAUCAAUCAGCUCCUACUGGUCCUGGCUGGGCCAUCACCAUCAUCAGAACCUUCCAAAACAGAUCAGGAUGAGGGUGGAGAAGGGGGACCCAACCCAGCCCAAGAAGAGGGUCCAACCGCGUGCUGUGGAGGUGCAAGUCCUCCGCCCAUGACGGAGCCUGAGAGGAAUUUACUCCAGGCGGAGGCACGGCGGUUGGCAACAGGGUGCCAACGUGCCACACGUGUGGGCUGGGCUCCAGAGGAGGCGCUUCGUUCCUUAUCCAACAGUUUCAGUGCCCUGGUGCAGCUCUCCGCAGCCUGCCUGAGAACACACCCCUGUCCUGGAUGUGAUGUCUGCCGCAACGGGGGUCAGAUCCAGAGCACUGAUGAUGAUGGGGGCCAGGAGGAGGCUCUGGACAAGCUGAAGGAGAUCGUAGGGCUGUACAGGGAGUUUGUUGGGGCUGUGGAGACUGCUGGAGCCGGGUCUGGGUCCAGCAGUGGGACGGGGUCUGGGGAUGGACAGGGAGAGGGCGAAGGGGUGAGGCUACUGGCCAAACGGUGCACGGUGCUCAUCUCUUCCGUCUUUUCGCUAACACAGCUGUUCAGGACGCACUCGCCGGACUUGCCAGGUCACACGCCUCUCAACUUUUGACCUCUGAACUUUUAAAACUCCUUCUCGCUACCAGGACUAAGGUGAAGCAGUACAGUACAUACACACCUGUACAGUAAGUGCCAUGCACACGCACACACACAUACACACACACGCGCACACACACACACACCUACCAAACACAUCCUUAAAUGAUGAAAAUAACCUCUUCCACUGACUGCCAUUACUGCUAGGUCUCCUGAUGGACUCAUCUGGACUAUGCAUUUGUACAUAGGUAUUUUAUAACUAACUAUCUAUCUUCUUAUUGUAUACUGUAUGUAUGAAUUAUGUAUGUACGUAUUUAUGUAUGUAUUCAUUUCUAUGACUGUUUGCGCCAUGGUCCUUGCUGGUGUAAGACCUUAUUGAUGUUGUAGUUUCUUCUACCUCCCUCCACCUUCUGUUUCUCCUCUGGGCUGGUGUCUGCUUUAGCUGCUUCAAUGAUUCUUCCUCCUCUGGGCUGGUGUCUGCUUUAGCUGCUUCAAUGAUUCUUCCUCCUCUGGGCUGGUGUCUGCUUUAGCUGCUUCAAUGAUUCUUCCUCCUCUGGGCUGGUGUCUGCUUUAGCUGCUUCAAUGAUUCUUCCUCCUCUGGGCUGGUGUCUGCUUUAGCUGCUUCAAUGAUUCUUCGGAUCCAGUUAAAGGUGCAAUCUGUAACUUAGAUGUUUCUAUUGGGAACUCUAGGAAAAAGUACAACUAGCAUGUUAUGCGAAGACCCACCCCUUCCGUUUACAAUCAAAUGAAGGGGGAGCACUAUUGGCCGUAAAAUAAAUAAACAGAUUGCACCUUUAAGAAGAGAAAUGAACCAUGUGAAAGCUAUCUAUUUCUGUUCCAUUCCUGGCUCCUGACUGACUACUUGUGUGCGAAUGCUUGAAUGGAGAAAACACUCAAUAACCCAAAUGCUUAUAUGCAGUAAUUAUACAGUAUAUCAACUUUGAAUCCAAAGGAUACAUAUAUUUUUCUGGGGUGCAUUGCAUGGAUGGGGGAAUAGUGGAAAGGAUAUUCAUUUGGUAUUUUGUAAAAAGGUUUUGACACGGCACAAGGAAGGCUGACUGUUAAAACCUACUAAAUGUAGCAUCGAUCCAAAGGCAUUUAACACUGAGCCACAAUUUGUACUAUUUUACUACUUGCCCAUGUUUAGCUCUGCAGACGGGCGGACUGACUGAUUCGGUUUGUACCAGACCCGUAGAUAGAUAUACAUCUAUGUUUGUGUUAGUUUGAGUCUAUCUGUCCUUCCUUGGUUUAUGGCUAUGCAAACAUAACCACUACUUCCCUGUUCUCCCACAUAUCAUUCUCUGUUACAUUUGUGUUAACAUUAAAGACAAGAAUACCUGCAUAUGUUUUAUAGUCUUUGUUCCUGGAAAUAUAGAGAGGGCUUCCAUGUAUUAUACUGGAGUGUCUGGACUAUGAUUACGGGUAUGUCCAGGAUUGCAAUGUUCUGCAACGUUGCACGUAAUCGGAUGCAACAUAUCUCAUCAGUGGCUUCUAACCUGAUGUGUUGUGGGUAAAAUGCAGAGCUGUUCUGUGACUUGGAAACUGUUCACAACUCACUGAUCCUGGACAGAGCCCCGGUCAAGAGUCUGUAAACAUAUUCAAUCUGAACUUUGACUAAAUAAAUGGGUGUUUUGCCUUUCGU